AUGACGGCGAGCAUGUCCGAGGAACCCGGCAGUCCCCAGAGCUUCAACGAGCUCAAGCUCCAGGAAAGCGAGUUCGCCGAGGAGAUGUCGCACGGCGAGGACGAAGACGCCAUGGACGAGUGUGAGUUCGAGAUCACCUCCACCGAGGGGCCGGUGGACGCGGAGACGCAAAAGUUCGACACAAUCAUCGGCGCGCUUGAAGACCUUCUCAUGAGCGACGGGUUCUCCGAACGGCAGGCCGAGUUCUGCCGCGCCAAGUGCCACGUCUUCGAGGACACCGAGGAGAACAAGCUCGAGUACACGUCCAUCUUCGACGAGUACACCGAGACGCUGGAGGCUGCGAUGAUGGGACACCUCGACGAGUCCGUGGAGGGGUUCGACGCAGCCGAGUUUUUCGACAUGCUGGAGCAGAGGGAGGGGCAGCUUGACGGCGACGUGUUCGACCUGCUGAUGACCCUGACGAGCUUCGAGGCGUUCAAAGAGCUCAUGCUCGACUAUAAACGGGAGGCCGAUGGCGUCGGCGGCGUGGGGGAUGAGGGAGAGGGCGAGGGUGGCGAGGCCGGCGAGGGUAAAAACAUCUUCGGUUUGGGCCUGGGGAUGGGCUUCUCCGUGGCGCCCGCGCCCGCGGUCGGGGAGGAGCAGCUCGACGGGGACGAGCGUCCGGACCUGGACGAUAGCCUCAUCAUCACGCCAGGUCCGGGCGCAGACUCGCCGUGA
Micromonas commoda is the source of this 717-nucleotide messenger RNA. RefSeq lists its product with no specific name. NCBI's taxonomy places the organism in Eukaryota, Viridiplantae, Chlorophyta, Mamiellophyceae, Mamiellales, Mamiellaceae. Gene Ontology annotation, biological process: positive regulation of tyrosine phosphorylation of STAT protein; maintenance of protein location in nucleus. The record is from RefSeq and is a predicted model, not a curated record. The coding region runs from base 1 to 717 and encodes 238 amino acids. The transcript has 2 exons. Gene Ontology annotation, cellular component: mitochondrial intermembrane space.